AUGGAUUUCAAUAACCCUAAUGCGUAUGGCGGCCAGUUCGCCAAUUCUCCGCAACACGCCCAAUUUGAUGCACAGGCGCGGCUUCAGCAACAGGGCAACCCACAUGGACAAUAUGGGCAGACCGCAUCUUUCCCGGGCAUGAGUGGCGCCAUGGGCAGCAACGGAAUCCAGCCAGGAGCCCCAUAUCUCCAGCAGCGAGCCGCCAUGCAGCAACAGCAACAACAGCAACAACAGCAACAGCAGCAGCAGCAGCAGCAGCAGCAGCAACACCAGCUGUCGUCGCCGAGCCCCUACUCCAACGCGCCCUAUGCGCAGACGAUGCCCUCGCCCGCCCACCACCAGUUUGCCCAGAACCGCCAGACGGCCUCCCCCGCGAGCACCACCGGACAGGCGCCCUUUGCGACGCCCCAACCCCAGCAGUCGCCCAGUAGCAUGCAGACCAACGGCCAGCAGCAGCCCAUGAAUCUCCAGCUGCCCGUCAAGGCCGAGCCGCCACAGGUCCACACGCCAGUCAAGCAGGUGCCCCCGUCGCCUGUGUCGCCAGUCAACCAGGCGCGCAGUGCCGACCGAGUCGCGACCCUCCUCGACAUCAACAGCAUCCUCAUAAAGGAGGUCUGCGAGCUCCAGGUGCAGGGCAAGGCCGGCCAAGUAGGGCCCACGCCAGAAGGGAAGCCCGAAGGCGAUAAGCCCCAGCCAUCCAAGGAGUACGUAGACUACAUGCGCCGCCUGCAGGCAAACCUCGCAUACCUUGCGCAGAACGCCGAGAAGGUGCCCAAGCCUGGUCAACAACUACAGCCUGGGCCUGCCAUAAUGUCGAUUCCCGCCGCCCCCGCCGAGCUCGCAAAGCUGUAUACCAAGCUCCAGGAGCUGUUUCCGGGAUGGAAAGGCCAAACUCCCCAGAUGAAGCAAUCACCAGGACCACAGCGCAUCAACUCGAAUACCUCACAACCACCGAAUAGCGCAGGCCUGCAGCAGAAUUGGGGGCAGAACGCUAUGCAGCAGCAACAGCAGCAGCAACAACAACAAGCUAAGCAGGAGAACCAAUAA
This is a messenger RNA of Alternaria arborescens, 1047 nucleotides long. RefSeq lists its product as hypothetical. Bases 1 to 1047 code for a protein of 348 amino acids. The transcript has 3 exons. NCBI's taxonomy places the organism in Eukaryota, Fungi, Ascomycota, Dothideomycetes, Pleosporales, Pleosporaceae. The record is from RefSeq and is a predicted model, not a curated record.